UCUGCAGCUGAUAACCACUCAAAGUCAACCGUCCUGGCAUACCAGGAGGAUGGAGCCAUCGGAAGCUGCACCCCACAAGAUCCCUUGGGCGGAUGUGGAUUGGAUAAUCCCGACUGGGCCAUUGGGGGGGAGGGUCUUAAGGAUGCUUUCUAUAUGUGAUGUUCGCCCCUGUUGCCUCAGACCUUCCUUUUCUUUGGUUGCAUUCAGUUCAUACUCAGAAAAAGUACCUCUCUCUAUGAAAAUGGAGUCGGGGGUUUUGAGUACUGAAAGGAGGCAAACCUGACAGAUCUUCCGACUCAGUUGCUUAUUGGGAAGGCUCCCCCAGGCACUCCCUGCACUAUUCCUACCUGAAGGUGUCAGAAUCCAGCUGGGGGCUGCCCCAGUUCCUCUCUGUGAUCCACCUGGACGAUCAACCAAUCGCUCGAUAUGACAACCACACCAACACAAUGGAGCUUCUGGUGCCCUGGAUGGGAGCAGAGGAGAAGAACCACCUGGUGGACCUUGAAAGGGUGUUCAGGACUGACCUGCACUGGCUAUCCAAUCUCGGCCACCAGACUGAAGGGAUUCACACCUGGCAGGCGAUUUUGGGCUGUGAGCUUGGGGAAGACGGGAGCAAAGGAGGGUUUUUGCACUAUGGCUACAAUGGGAUGGACUUCAUCAGCUUCGACAAGGAGACCCUGAGAUGGGUGGCAGCUCAGCCCCAGGCCCAGAAGGUCAAGGAGAUGUGGGAGGAUGAUACAAGGAAGUCCCAGAGGAAUAAAGUCUACCUGGAGGAGAUGUGCAUUAAGAUGAUGCAGAAAUGCCUGUCCUACCAGAAGGAGGCUCCGAAGAAGACAGAGUCUCCAGUGGGGAAAGUGACUCGCAAGUUGGUGGAUGACAGCCUGGAGGUCCUCAUCUGCCAGGCCUUUGGCUUCUACCCCAAGGAAAUCCUGACCACUUGGACGAGGGACGGAGAGGCCUGCAAGUAUGAGACCCUCCAUAAGAAUGUGGUCCCCAACUCGGACGGGACCUAUUAUGUCCAGCUCAGCAUUGAGAUCGACCCCAAGGAGAGGGACCAUUUUCGGUGCCACCUGGAUCACGAGGGCUUGCAGGAGCCCCUGGUCUUGGCCUUGAAGGAGGAAACAGAUAUAAAGUUACUUGGUUUAUUGGGAGCUGUGAUUAUCAUAAUCCCAGGAGCUCUGAUUCUCUUCCUGAUCGGGUACAGGCUGAACUACAGGAAAAAACUCUGUCAGGCAAUGACAAUUCACCUUAAUCACCUUCCUCUAGAAAAACUUUGUUCUUCCCCUCCUUAUGGCACUGAAGACGAGAUUCAAUCAGCGGCAAUGCUCCCACCCAUAAUGACAUCCGAGCAUUUAGUCCAAGAAGUAGCAAUCGCAUGAUGCCUUGGAUCUGCUGAUGAGAUUAUCCACUGGUUUUGAACGACUGGUUGACCUGUAAUGAUAGAUGACCAUCGGUCUUCCUGCUGAAGGAUGCCUGCCCAUUCAGGCGGUAGACAGAUGCUGGUACCCAAGUGGUUUAAGGAUGCUUUCAGUGUCAGAAUGUUAUUGGUCAGUCAAAGUCUCCCAUACCUUGUAAGCUCUAACUCAACUUCAGCUGUUGCUAUGGCUCUUGAAGAUGUUCAGGUUAUUGUUCUUAGUGAUUGGUGUAUGUGUGUUUUCAUGACUGGCCAUGGCCAUGUGUGCUUCACAGAACUAUAUAAAAGGGCCCCCACUAUGGAACGGUGUGUGUGUGGUUGGGGUGUGUGUGUGUGUGUCCCAUUUGGAAUUUGCUUCUUUGGAAAUAAAAGUCUUUUUUUUUUUUUGUAAAUUUUAUUUUAUUUUAUCUUAUACAUCCAACAAACCUUAAAUCUAUAGCAGCCUACAUCACUACGCGAGAAGGAACUAAACUUGUCCCGUUACAUAUAUAGGGUAACCUGCAUAAGUCUAUUACAUAUACCAAGCAACAUGUUUAUCCAAUACCUCUAUUUACAGCUCGAUUUGACAAUUAUGCCAUUGACUUCAAGAUAUAUAAUAGUCUGGGUCCCCUCGUCCUUUCAGUAACAUAGUAAGUCGAUCUGAUUCCGCACAGUUUAUUAUUUUCUGAAUUACUACUUGUUCGGGUGUGCUAACAUCCAUCUUCCAGUAUUGGGCUAAUGCCAACCUUGCAGCUGUUGUUAUAUGUAGCAGCAGGUACCAUGAAGUUUUAUUAACAUUUAAGGCUCUUAUCCCUAAUAAAAAUACCUCAGGACACAGUUGUAUACGCUGCCCCAACAUCUCAUUAAGCCACUUCUGAAUAUUCUUCCAAAAUUUCAUUGCCUCUCGACAGGUCCACCAUUGGUGAAAAUAUGUACCUUCUUUAACGCCACAUUUCCAACAGACUGAGGAUUUUCCAGGAAACAUUUUAGCAAGUCUGGCCGGCAGCAAAUGCCAUCUAUAUGCCAUUUUAUGUAUAUUUUCUUUAUAUCCUAUUGACCGGGUUAGUUUCAAAUUCUUAGUCCAGAUUUCGUUCCACCUCUCAGGCUCUAUUGAAUAACCUAGAUUCUUCUCCCGGGCAUGAAUCGAAGUCUUCACACCUUCCUCUCCUACCUCCAUAGCCAUAAAGAAUUUAUAGCAUCUAGAUAGUACUUUUCAUCCACCCCCAUUAAUAUCCUAUCUGGAGUCUGCACCUCUCAACUAAUCCCCAUUCUCUGUCUGUCUCUCAUGUAUUUACUACUAAUUUGCAUAUAUGUCCACCAGUCUAGGUUCACUCCUUGUUCCUGAAGUAACAAUUUUGUUUUUAACUUCCCAGUCGUCUCUAAUAUUUCUUUGUAGGUCAAUUUUUUCUCUGGAUUAUACAGAAUUGGAUAAGUCACAGCUUCCACAGGUGAAACCCAGAGUGGUACCUUAUUAUAAUAUGUUUUCCUAAUUUCCAUCCAACUCUCAAUCAGGACUCCUCGCACGUGGUGCUUUGUAAAGUAUGCUGGGGGUUUGCCUCUCUCCCACCAUAGGUGGGCAUGCCACCCCUGUUGGAGAUCGUGACCUUCGAUUGCUAGCAAACGUCUCCUUUGUAGUGUAAUCCAUUCACAGAUCCAAAUCAAAACCGCCAAAUUAUAGUGUAAUCCAUUCACAGAUCCAAACCAAAACCGCCAAAUUAUAGUAAUACUUCCUGUCAAGUAUUUGCAAGCCAUUGGCACAUGUAUCAUACAGACACUAGUGGAGGCAGAAAGUGCCCCCACCCCUAUGUGGAGAGGAGGGGCUUACACUGAGUAUAAAACCCCCUCUAACCUUUCCACCAUGCUCUCUUUUACGUUUGUUCUCCAUGAUCUUUGAUAGGGGUAGUCACACACGCUGUGUGCCCCCUAUCCUAAUGGAUAUUAAGACAGCCUUUGUAUAUAGUUAAUAUGUUUUGUUAUAUGAAUAAAUACAUUUAUCACAUUUA
This is a messenger RNA of Pantherophis guttatus, 3396 nucleotides long. NCBI's taxonomy places the organism in Eukaryota, Metazoa, Chordata, Lepidosauria, Squamata, Colubridae. The record is from RefSeq and is a predicted model, not a curated record.